Molecule: messenger RNA, 2487 nt
Organism: Eriocheir sinensis (Chinese mitten crab)
Lineage: Eukaryota; Metazoa; Arthropoda; Malacostraca; Decapoda; Varunidae
Product: calpain-9-like
Exons: 16
Coding region: 183-2348 (721 amino acids)
Biological process (GO): proteolysis
Cellular component (GO): cytoplasm
Molecular function (GO): calcium-dependent cysteine-type endopeptidase activity
Source: RefSeq, a predicted model, not a curated record
AACACGUUUACGAAUAGUGAGUCAAAUACGUGCCACCGGACAACAUAUAUCACACGCUUUCCCUCUGUUGGUUCUGUGGUUCUGUGAUUGUGUCUGCGUGCGGGAGUGACUGUGUUAAAAAGUCUCUCUCGCUCGCUCUCUCAUCGCCUAUCAUCCCGGUGAGGCGAGCGAAAGCCGUGAAGAUGACAGUCACCAAGGGCUCGGUCAGGCAGUUCCGCGGCCAGGACUACGCCAAGCUGCGGAGUCGGUGCCUGGCCGCGAACACGCUCUUUGAGGACCCCGAAUUCCCCGCCAGCGAGAAAGCUCUGGGCAGCGAGAAAUGUGCCGAGUGGAUGCGACCGACGGAGAUAAUGGAUGCGCCCAAAUUCAUGGUGGACGCGGACAGGUUUUCAGCGAUACAAGGCGAUCUGGGUGACUGCUGGUUCGUGUCGGCCCUAACGGCCGUCACCCUCAACCCGGAGCUCCUGCGUCGAGUUGUGCCUCGGGACCAGAGCUUCUCCGAUCAGUACGCAGGGAUCUUCCACUUCAGGUUCUGGCAGGGCGGGGAGUGGGUGGACGUGGUGGUGGAUGACCGUCUGCCAGUCAAUUACCUCAAUCAGCUGUGUUUCUCCCACUCCAGCAACGCCGAAGAGUUCUGGUCCGCGCUCCUCGAGAAGGCCUACGCCAAGCUGCACGGCUCCUACAGUGCCCUGGGCGCCGGGAAGUGCUUCGAGGCCACCGAGGACCUGACGGGGGGCGUGACGGAGAGGUUUCAGCUGACGGAUGACGCUGCGACGGCUGACCUGUUCUCCAUCAUGGUGCGCGCCAGCCAGCGAGGCUCACUCCUCACAUGCAGCGUGCCCUCGUCCAAGAAGGCGGCCUCGGACCCCCGCGAGAAGGGCCUCAUCUCCAGCCACGGGUACUGCGUGACAGGGGUGAGGCGUUGCAAGGUGAACGUCCCCUGGAAGGACUAUGUGGACCUCGUACGCCUCAGAAACCCAUGGGGAGACGAGACGGAGUGGUGCGGCCCGUGGAGUGACGAUUCGGAGGAGUGGGGUCUGGUGUCUGCCGAGGAGAGAGGGAGACUGGAACACACGGUGGCGGGGGACGGGGAAUUCUGGAUGGCAUACGAGGAAUUCAAAAAGAACUUCGACGAGCUCUACAUCACAAGCCUCAACCCGCAAAGCCUGGAGGACUCGGCUCGCCAGCAACUGUUCACGCUGUCCGAGGUGGUGCAGGAGGUGCUCAUGUACCCGGAGAAGGUCAAGGCGGGACACCACGCCAGUAAGAGGUGGGAGGAGGUGAACUACAACGGCAGCUGGGUCAGGAACUCUACCGCGGGAGGGCGACCCCAAACAGGAGGACUGGACCUGUUCAGCAGCAACCCGCAGUACUUGCUCCACCUGACGGAGGCCGACGACAUGCUGGAGGUGGAGGAGGCGGGGGUGGGGCAGCGGGGCGGGGAGGGCGGCACGUGCACGGUGGUCAUCUCCCUCAGCCAGAAGAACAGGCGCGCCAACAACCUCGACCUCCUCACCGUGAGCCUCUGCGUGUACGAGGUGGAGAAGGAACGAGCACGGCGCCCCCUGUCAGCCUCCUGGUUCGCCCGUCACCUCGCUCUCAACCGCCUAGUGUUCAAGAAGACCCGCACCGUCACCUUCCGCCUGCGGCUGCCCCCCGGCCACUACGUCCUCGUCCCGUGCACCUACGAGCCAAACAACGAGGGCGACUUUCUCCUGCGGGUCUUCUGUGAGAAGGCCGCCACCAUGGAGGAGAACGACGAGGAGGCGAAGAUUCUGGACUUGCAGGACGACGAGCUGACGGGCGACACAGUGGACAGCGGCGUGGCGGUGGAGCAGCGAUGCAACCUGCGGGAUGUGUUCUGGAGGGGCGCGGGGAUGGUCGGCAGUAUUGGUGCGAGGAAGCUUAUGGACGUUCUCAACACCGUGUUCUCGGACGAGGUGGAGUUCUCGUUGGACCUGUCCCGCAGCCUCCUGGCCAUGGUGGACCGGGACCUCUCCGGCGGCGUGGACUACUACGAGUUCGAGCCGCUGGUCUUCUCGCUGAGGCGCUGGGUGGACGUGUACAACCGUAAGAAGCACCAGGAGGAUGGCACUUUCUCCGGUCACGCCUGGCAGCUUGGCGACGCCCUCAAGGAGCUCGGUUACCAGGUGCCGCGUCGCCUCCAGGGGCUGGUGGUGGUGCGCUACGGCGACGACGAGGGCAACAUAUCCCUCAACGACUUCCUGAUGGCCACCUGCAGGAUCUCCGUCAUGCUGGAGAGGUUCCAAAAACACAGCGGAGGACCGAAGUGUGAGCAGGCAACCCUCCUCCUCAACGACUGGCUACAGGACACCCUCUACUGCUGAAACUACUACUACUACUACUGCUACUACCACCUCUACUACUACUACUACGACUACUACUACUGAAACCGAUGCCAGUGAUAGUUUACUUAAUGGCGCUUCUGUGAUUUAAUUAAGGUAAUACAAGACACUGUUCACUGCU